CGUUUUUUUUUCAGGUCCAAUGCAUUCGUCGCUGGCCUGCACAUAUCGAGCUCGACGCGCAUUGCCGCCCCUGCCAUCUGCAUUGGUCGGGGGCGGAAUUCAAUGCUGACCCUUUUGUUUCCUGCCGCCGCCCGAUUGGCAUCGCCAAGAUGGCAUUGAUAGGUACCUCAAGGCAGGCCCAUGUCGGGCAGGCCAGGCCUGGGGACCCAUCCGUCAACAUCGGACGACUUUUCCCGUCUCCCUCGUUCCUUCAAAAGCGGCCACCUGUCCGUACUUUCCCAGGUCAGCCUGACGGUCUGUCUCACGCCCCCUUUGUCUGUCUCUGCCUGCGCUCGCUGCCUUCAGCCAGACAUUCCAGCCGCUGCCUGGCCUGCCUCCCCUAGCUCUAGGGACCACAGUGACCCAGCACCGCCAGCCACCGCCAGAAUGCGGCUCUCGCUCAGCACCUCUGCCGCGGCGCUUCUUUUGCCGCUGCUGGCCGCCUCAGGCGCUCGCGCUGCCGCCGUCGAGCCGCGCACUGUUUCGUACGAUGGCUACAAGGUCUUUCGCCUGGCGGUCGGCGACCAGGUCGACCGUGUCAGGGCCAUCGUGAGCGACCUCUCGCUGGCCACAUGGAAGGGCGCCCCGCGCAGCAACGCCAUGGCCGACAUCGUCGUUGCCCCCGACCAGCUGGACCAGUUCCGCGCCCGCACGGCAGGCCUGGACAUGAUCACCAUGCAUGAAGACCUUGGCGCCGCAAUCGCAGACGAGUCCUCGUUCGGCCUGUACGCGGCUGGUUCGGCCAACAGCACGUGGUUCCAGUCGUACCACAGCUACGCAGAGCACCAGCAGUGGCUCAUUGACGUCCAGGCCGCCUUCCCCAAGAACACGGCCCUAGUUUCGGCUGGCAAGUCGCUCGAAGGGCGGGACCUGGCUGGCAUCCACAUCUUUGGCAACGCAGGUAAGGGCGCCAAGCCUGCCGUCGUCUUUCACGGCACUGUGCACGCCCGCGAGUGGGUCGGCACCAUGACGGUCGAGUACCUCGCCUGGACCCUGGCUUCGGGCUACGGCUCUGGGGAGACCACCGCUUUCGUCAACAAGUACGACUUCUACAUCUUCCCCAUCGUCAACCCGGACGGUUUCAGCUACACGCAGACAAACGAUCGCCUGUGGCGCAAGAACCGCCAGCCCACCGGUGGCAGUUCUUGCCGCGGCCAUGACAUCAACCGCAACUGGGACUUCAAAUGGGACGUCAGGGGCGGUGCUUCCACCAACCCGUGCGCAGAGGACUUCAAAGGCGCUGCUCCCGCCGAUGCCCCCGAGACACGGGCACUUGCCUCGUGGCUAGGGGCCACCAAGAAAGCCCAAGGCCUCAAGCUCUUCAUCGAUUUCCAUGCCUAUUCGCAGUUGUUCAUGACCCCUUAUGGCUGGUCCUGCACGGAGCAGCCCGAGCGGGGCACCGAGAUGGUGGCCCUGGCCAAGGGUGCCGUCGCCGCCAUCCAAAAGGUCCACGGCACCGUGUACGAGGCCGGCCCCAUCUGCACAACUAUCUACCAGGCUACCGGUAGCAGUGUCGACUACGUCAACGACGUUGUCAAGGCCGACUACACCUUCACCGAGGAGCUGCGUGACACGGGCAACUUUGGCUUCCUGCUGCCCGCCUCACAGAUCGUGCCCACGGCUGAGGAGACCUUUGCUGGCGUCCGAUACCUGCUGCAAAACAUGAAGUGAGGGAGAAGAAUGUGGGGUGCACAAGGGAGGAGGAUUGCACUUCCCGGGCGGGUUCGAGGCCGGUCGCCCUGAGGGAUCGAUCGAUGUUUGCGACUGCCCUGCGCUACCUAGCGUUCCCCUUGGAAUUCGCGGUAAAUAAGACUGGACAGGAAGGAGAUCGGCGAUAGCAUGGACCAUUGCAGUAGAAUCCACUAGUCAAUAUCCAACACGGCUUCCAAGAUCGAUAUGGCGUUAAAGACUCGAA
This is a messenger RNA of Gaeumannomyces tritici R3-111a-1, 1954 nucleotides long. RefSeq names its product carboxypeptidase A2. Gene Ontology annotation, molecular function: metallocarboxypeptidase activity; zinc ion binding. Lineage: Eukaryota; Fungi; Ascomycota; Sordariomycetes; Magnaporthales; Magnaporthaceae. The transcript has a single exon. Gene Ontology annotation, biological process: proteolysis. The record is from RefSeq and is a predicted model, not a curated record. The coding region runs from base 181 to 1710 and encodes 509 amino acids.